AUGCCUCCGCCACGUACUUGGCGAGACGGCAACCGGGACCCAGCCCGGGAAGCUCCUGUAAGCGAGACCUACAGCAGCAGCGAGGAGGAGGCGGAAGAAGCCGAAGAAGAAGCUCCCGAGGGCGACGCCACAGUGCGCCCUGGAGCUCCCCCUCCGAGCGGUCGGGUGGCCAAGAAGAGCUCAGCGCCACCACCGCCCCCAGCUGCAGCUGCUAGCACGCUGCCUCCGACGGCGGUGCCGGUAGCGGGUCUGGGAGCCCCGCCGGGACCACCACCGCUCCCGGCUUCUCCGGGCCAGCCGACGACCAUCUACCCCGAUGGGACGGCCCAGCAGGGACUGUACACUGCCACGGGACAGUUCAUAGGGUACUUUCGGGUGCCUGUUGGAGUGCCCAUGGUGAUCCCUCCGAGGGUUCCAAUGGAGGCCAACGGAGAGGCUAGUGCGGCCGCCUCUCCAGGCCCAGCGGCUCCCACAGCCGCGGCGGCCACUCCGGAGCCCACGGCAGUGAAGGCUGAGCCUGAGGAGAAGGAGCCACGGCACCCCAAGGACAAAGGGGACGCCAAGAGGGCCAAGGAAGGCCGAGAGCGCCCCGAGAAGGAGAGCGCCAACAAGAAAGACAAGAGGGACCGGGACCCCAAGAAGGACAAGAAGGACCGGGACCCCAAGAAGGAGAAGAAGGACCGGGACAACCAAAAGGAGAAGAAGGAGACCCGGGCACCCGAGCCAAAGGCGUAUCCCCUCAAGAAGGACAGAGGGGACGGCCGGGUGAAGGAAGAGCCCAAGGAGCCUCGCGAGCGCAGAAGCCCCUCUUUUGAGCGUGAGUUCUGCCGCAGGCGAGGGCGAAGUCGGGCGCUUGGAAGCCGUAUAACGAUACCUGGUUCGAUUAUGACGGCAGAGAUGAGCGCCUGUACCCAGAGGAGGCGAGGAGGCGACGUGGUGGACCUCCCGCUCCUCGCACCCCGCCUCGAGGCAGGACCCCAGGGCGUCGCGCCCCCUUCAACCCUUACGAGGGUGACGAGGAAGAAGGCGACCCUGGUGCCUCAGGCAGUGCGGGCCCAAGCGCAGGGCCGGCUUUCGACUCCUCUCAGAGUCCGAUGUCGGCACCGCCACGUGUCCCAGGACUGGGACCAGGGUCGUGGGCUUGGGUGCCGCCCGGCGAUGGACCUGGCUACUGGUUCUUCGGAGCCACAGCGCCGGGACGACUCCCGGGACCGGCGCGGGGACUCCAGGCCCCGUACCCCGCCGAGGCGUCCCAAGGGCAAAAGGGGAAGAAGGGCAAGCCCGCGCACAAGGGCAAAGACAAGAACCGGAAGCGCGGCUGCAAAGGACCCCCCGGCGCCGGCAAAGAAGAAGAACAGGCCGGGCAAGAAGCAGCGCGAGAGGCGCAAGUACGCGGUGAGGCGCGACCGAGGCUCGGACAGUCGCGCCAGCCCCGAGAAGAAGCGCCCGCGCAAGACGGCAAAGAGUGAGGAGAGCCCUCCACUGCCGCCUCCGGCGACUCCUCCGCCGGAGCCCUCUCCCACGUCCCCGGCGGACCGCCCGCCAGCUCAGCGUGCAGAGCCGUUGCGUGCUGCCCAAGCAGCCCCGGCCAAGGCACCGAGCAGGCCGGCGAGCAAUCGCUCGCACGGCAAAGCGAGCACUGGCUCGCAGGGCAUGCCACGCGAUGGUGCGCCGGUCAAGGCGGGCGGUCCUCCACUGCCCCCGCCGCUCAGUGACCGCAUCAUCGACGACCAUGCCGUCACGCUUUUGGGGAACCGCAGCUCACGCUCGCAGCGUUCCGACCAGGAGUGGAAUCCCAAGAAGGGGCCUGCCCCAGGGAUCCACUGGCGUGGAGGCGCUCCCCCACAACCACCAAAAUACGACGCCUCUGCUCGCGACGUAGGGUCCUUCGACCGCUACGCGCGGAGGGUCAGGUUGUGGUCGCGGAGGGUCGCAGCGUGGAUGCCUGAUGGGGACGCGGCCCUGCUCCAGCUGGAGUUCGUGCCCUUCUCCACCAUCGAGGAAGGUGGCGUAGAGGGCGUUCUCAAGCGCUUGGAGAGCGCCGCCUCGGAUGCCCUGGUGUACCGCAAGCACCACUACCUCCGUGCGUGGGAGAGCAUCCGGAGGCACGGCGGCGAAUCCAUGCGGGCCGGUCACCUCGGGGUCAACAUCCAAGGGAUGUACUCCGGUGAAGCCUUAGGGCACCGGCUGCUGGAGCGCUCUGGGCUUACGAGCGAGCAGGCGCGAAUGGUGCUCAUCGCCUCCGGCCAGAGCUUCGAGUGGAUCCCGAUCCGUGACUCUCUGCUUCUGCAGUAUCCGGACACCCUUCCUGUUCCCCCCAUUGCUGGCGGCCAAGCAAAAGGGCGUGAGAAAGGAAAGGGCAAGGACGCGAAGCGGGUACACCUCACGGAGGCUCCCGACGAGGCCACCGGAGAGGCUGCUGAGCCCCAGGCCGAAGACGCCGAGCUCGAGGAAAUCUCCAAGGCCAUGGAGGUCCUCACACACGAGGAAGCUCCUCACGAGGGCGGCUACGAGGAGCCGCCGCCCGACGAGCAGGCCUACGACGACCAACCCUACGACGAGUACUACGACGCUGCCGAGGGCCAAGCGGAGGAAGACGGACAGGGCCAGGAGACCCACGAGUCCUACUUUGUGUGGAUGACCACCCUCGAGGAGUGGAUCCCUCCGCAGGUCUCCCAGGUGCUGACCAACGCACCGGAGACGGCCGCCGGCCUCAUGAUCGUCGACACUGCCUGCCAGAAGACCUGCAUCGGCAGGAAGGCCUACCUGGCCCACUGUGCGACCUUGCGCCCUUUUGGCCUGAGUUGCAAGUGGCUGCCGGAGUCCGAGCGCUUCAAGUUCGGCGCAGGCAAGCCGGCGAUGAGCUCUGCCUCGCUGGCGAUCCCCGCAGGCAUCGACGGCAGGCCCAUGGUCUUGGUGGCCUCCCUGCUUGCCGCGGAGAUCCCGCUGCUGGCGUCCCUCAAGAUGCUGAAGCAGCUUGGAGCGGUGCUCGACCUCCCUUCUGAGAAAGCCUUCCUCGGCUCCCUCCAGAUCGAGGUCCCCCUCCACGUGACAUUGGGCGGACACCUCGCCAUCUGUGUCACGUCUUUUCCUGUCGACGGACUUCCGUGCGACCUGGACCGGUGGCACUACCGACGUGCCCCGACCGAGGAGGUGCUUUUCGGCCCUGCAAAAAGCGAACAGAGCGCUGCAAGUGCCGACAACCACGGUCUGUCUGAGAGUGAAGCACUUCAAGUGAGAGCCUCUGCUGAACCCCUCUCCUGCAAGUGGCGUGGUAGCCCCGACCAGCUGCCAUUGCACGGACGCGUAGCGCCCCAGCCCCCGCUCUGGCUGUGCGCAUGGCGUCGCCUCCUGGUGGAGGUCCUCACCUUGAGGAGCCGCCUCGUGGUGCUGAUGCGCCAGAGCUGCCGGCUCGAAGUGGACUGGGCGAGGAACAUGCUGCAGGCAUCGAUCCCCCCAGCGACGGUCACCGCGGCAAACUGCACGCAUCCGACCAACGAGAUCAACCGCUACGGGAACGCAACCGGCAGGUACGCCCUGUGCAGGGUGUGCGGUACCCGGUGGAAGUGGCAAGAAGACCCCGCUGGCUGGGUCUACUGGCCUCAGUCACGUGGGCGGUCUACUCUGCCCUUGCCAACGCCGACUACGGUUGUGGCCCCGAACACGGCCCCCGGAGUUCGACCUGUCGAGCCUCGCAUCGGGGAUGAGCUACGAGCCGGAAGACUCGAGCGAGCACGAGUUCUACGACUGGACUCGGACUUCCUGAAGACCGGUCAGAGGAAGCGGUUGGCGGGAGUAGCUCGGAAGGCAGGGGCAGCCUUGGGACUGGAGCUGUCCACGCUCCGUGCAGAGCUGGCCAAGGCCGUCACGCCGUGUGACAGCAAGGGCAACGUUGAAGCCCUCGGCCUCAAAGGUGUGGAGGAGACCUGGGACGUCGCCUCUCACCGCGGCCGGAAGAAGCUCACGGAGGCACUGGACUACUACAAGCCUUUAGUCCUGGCCGUGAGGCUUACGAGCUCCCCGGCUCACUCGGACCCGGAAGUGAGCAAGGCUGCGCUCAAGGCGCUAGAGAAGCAGCAAAGACGAGGUCACUACUGGACCCUGAUAGCUCCCCCGGACCACACGGUGUGGAGCAAUCAGAACGUCAGCAGGCUUCUCAGCAGCAGCCAUGCACACGUGACCCAGGCAGAGGAAAGGGUUACAGCUAACCACGAGUGGCUGGCUCAGCCUACCCCCGAAGCGACUCCGGCUGGACUUGCUUACCGCGUCCGCCGAGUUGUGCGCGAGUUGGAGCCUACACGGUUCCGCCGCAGCGUCCGCUUCGCACCCCUGCCUGCGGACGACCGAGAAUGGCGUGGUGUGAUGGAUCAAGUGGAGCAGGUGUUUCGCACAAGCGCCUCCCCUCAGAUCACCCUCACACCCGGUCACGAGAUCUGGAAGCGGAUUUCGGAAAUGAUCCCCUGGCGGAUUGAGCGAGUUCAGCUCGCCAAGGCGCCUAAGGCGCGGCGCUUCCCUCGAGACAUCCCCUUCACUCACCGUGCCACCGUCCUGCUCUACAACGACGACGAAGUGGCCUGUGAAUCGGAUGACGUCGCCAAUAUCGCCUUCCCUCACCAGCGGUUUCCUAAACCCGUGAGAUACGCUAUAUGCGUCUACGGCGAUGCGCCUGAGGAUCCAACCGAUGUCCCAGCGCCCCCUCAGCCGACAGGGACCCCUCCGGUUGACCCGGACGUUCCGCCUGAGGAAGUGCACGGCGCGGACAUUACCUUUCCGAACUGCAAGGCACCGCGGGAGAUAAAGCGGGCAGUGGCACGCCUACAUGUGAACUUGGGACACCCGUCAAGUGCGGACCUUGUCCGAAUGUUGGCACAGAACGGCGCCGUCACGCCCGAGGCCGUCUCCGCGGCAAAAGCACUCACAUGUGCCUCAUGCCUUCGCAUGCGCGGAAACGCUCCCCCGCGACCUUCUCGACUCGUGGACCGCUUCGUCGGACAACUGGGAGACUGUGUCCAAAUGGACAUCUUUUACUCGCGGACCGUUGACGGCACGAACUACCCACUCCUGGGGAUCGUCGACGAGGCGACAAACCUCCAGCAAGUGUGCGUGUUGAAGGUCACCUUAGACCAGGACGGCGCGUUUAUGGGUGACUUCUGGACGUACCUCGUCGACAACUCAACGGAGGUGGACUACGUUCCCGCCGAGGCACACCACCGCCUGGGCAAGGCGGAACGGUGCAACGCGGUCUACCGCGAGGUCCUCAACCGAGUUGUGGAUAGCAUGGCGGCCGCUACGCCGGAGGACUUGGAGAUGGCGGUGGACGCAACCACGCAUGCCAUCAACUCCAUGCCCCGUUCCCGCGGACUCUCAGCCUGCGCUAUCGUGUUCGGACGCAUUCCCCGCGUCCCGGCGGAGCUCCUGACUGACGACUCGUCACUGGCGGCCAACAUUCCGUUGGAAGAGCACAACCGCCACACGAUCGUCUACAGAGCUGAGGCUCAGAAGGCAGCGGCGCAGGUCAACGUGGACCAACACGUCCGACGCGCCCUCCUUCGCAAAACCGCGCACAUGCGGAUAGAGGACAUCUCGCCCGGCGCCAAGUGUGCCGUCUGGCGGUCCCAACUUCGCGGAAAAGGCCCCCGCAAACGCGGCGGUUAUGUCAUCGGCAGGUUGGUUACCUUCGAUGGACGUUGCGCGUGGGUGCAACUGGGCACUCAGACGGUGAAGGUGGACAGGAACCAGCUGAGGCCAGCCUAUGGUUUCGAAGCCUGGUCCCCCACCGACGAAGACAUAAAGGCCCUCAAGAACGCCGAAGCUAACCUUUUGAGCGGCGAGGUGGAAGACUGGCAGGGUGAAGCGCCGCCAGACGACGAACCCCUGUUUCCGGAACUGGAGUUUCCACCUGAGCCGAGCGAGGAGCAAGUACAGUCCGCCUUGGACGGCACCGACGGCGCCGACCUGGCGGCCCUGGCAGACACAGCGGCAGCGAGCGCAGCCUCUGCGCCCCCGCUACCUCCUCCGGCUUACUCGCCACCGGCUUCUGAGGUCCCUCUGCAAGACGACUCUGAAAUGGCAAGCCAAGGUACCAAACGUACAGUCGAGAGACUUUCUGCAGCACCCUCGACUCCUGCAAAGCGGAUAUCCAGGUUGAGCAGCCAAGCGACCUUGAUCUGCGAGUCCGGAGAGGUGUUCCUAAGGCCACCUGGCUGGGAUGGUACCGACUGGGAGCCCGACCAUCGGGGAGACCUGGCAUCUCUUCCCGAGGUGUUCGCUUCAGAACACCGAGAGCCACCUAUCCAGGGUGCGGAGGACGACGGCGUGGAAGACUGUCAUCCGUCCUGGAGAGUGUGCUACGUCGGCGACCAAAAGCAGCUCGCCAAUGUCAACAAGAUGACUCGCAAAGAGGUGAAAGCCCUUAAUCGGGAGAUCCCCUGGCGAGAAAUCUUGAAGCAGCCGCGUGUGGUUUUCGACAAGUACGUCGAAGCCGCUCGCAAGGAGCACGAGCAAUGGGGCACUUGGGCACCAGUCCGACCCCUUAGUGACGCAGAAGCCAACGCGGUCCUCAAGGACCCGCUUCUGAGAACCCGCGUUCUCAAGUCACGCGCGUGCUACCGCGACAAAGCGUGCGGCCAAGGCGCUUUGCAGGCCAAGUGCCGUGUGGUGGUCCUUGGUCACCGUGAUCCCGACCUUCACGCGAUCAGCAGGGACGCACCAACGCCGACACGCCUUACAGAGCACAUCCUCCUCGCGGUGUAUAUUAGCGGACGAAACCGUUCGUUUUUACGGAACCGCCGAGUGUGGAGACUCUGGAGCGCCGAUGCCACCACGGCAUUCCUCCAAGGGAGGCAGAAUGAAGGAGAGCGACCCAAUCGCCUCUUCAUGAUGUCUCCGAGAGACCCAAUACUGGAGAAGGCCGGAGCCUUCCCCGCCACCAUCUACGAGGUCACUGGAUGUUUGGCGAACGCGCCACGCUUGCGGUCUCUCGAGGUAGGCAAGCGACUACUCGCGGCCGGGUUUCGACCUCACGCCCUUGACCGGAUGUGCUUCCUGCACUACGACAAGGAAGGUUGUCUGGACUGCAUAGCGUUGGUGUACGUGGACGACUUUUUAGUCACUUAUGCCGACCAUUUUGAUUUGACGGUGCUGACGCGCCUCUUCAAGUGGGGCAAGACCUCCUUCGACACCGACGUGAUAACCUUCAAAGGAAAGCAGCUCCGGACGGUCAAGGAAAACGGUGUUUUUGUCCUCCGGGUGACGCAAUCGGAGUACAUCCGUACUCUUGCCCCCGGGAAGGUGACUCGCCAACGAGGCCGUGAAGACCCGAAGCUGACUGAAGCUGAGCUUUCGGAGUUCCGCUCCGUCUGUGGAGCACUCCAGUGGCUCGUGGGACAGACGCGUCCCGACGGUGCUGCUACGGUUUCUUUAAUGAACCGCGGCAACGACUCCACCCUCAGUGAGCUCAAGCAGCUGUACGCCCUGUCGGAGUACUUCGCUCGUACCCACAGCGAUGGGCUGGUCUUCCACGGGAUCCCCAUCAACGAGCACAGCAUCAUCGUGAGCUACGGUGACUGCUCAUGGGCGAAUGCCCAGGAGUACAAAAGCCAAGAAGGCCUCCUUGUGUGUCUCACGACACCGGACGCGCUGACAGGCAAUGCCCCCGCCGUGCUUCUUGACUGGAAGAGCACCCGCACUCCACGUGUGGUGCGCUCCACUCUGGCUGGUGAGGCAUACGCCGCAGAUGACUCGAUCGAUAGAGGCGUCCUGGCAAACCAGAUGUUCUCUGAGAUUAUUUUCGGGUGUGAAGCUAACCCCGUCACCAAUCUCAAGACACUGCGUCACUGCCACGCCACUGAUUGCAAGUCUCUGUACGACGCCGCCAUCGCCGCUAACUUCAAUACUGAGGAAAAGCGCGUUGGCCUGACGAUCAGAGCGGUUCAGGAAACCAUUGCCCCUCAAGACAUGCGCUGGGUUCCUACGACCGCCAUGUGGGCAGAUGGUCUGACCAAAGUCUCUGACAGUCUGCGCGAGACCUUCCGCAACUGGCUCCGACAGCCGACGGUUCAGCUGAGGUCCGACGCCUAA
Symbiodinium sp. CCMP2592 is the source of this 8079-nucleotide messenger RNA. The record is from the annotation of a GenBank genome assembly. NCBI's taxonomy places the organism in Eukaryota, Dinophyceae, Suessiales, Symbiodiniaceae.